Cydia splendana is the source of this 1418-nucleotide messenger RNA. RefSeq lists its product as uncharacterized. Lineage: Eukaryota; Metazoa; Arthropoda; Insecta; Lepidoptera; Tortricidae. Bases 228 to 1418 code for a protein of 396 amino acids. The transcript is spliced from 2 exons. The record is from RefSeq and is a predicted model, not a curated record.
UAAUUAUGUUUCACAGCUUCAUUCUUUGCGAUUUAAAGUUAACAUAGUGUAGUAGCACCCCCAAGCAUCAGCCUUGCACGGUUUUUAAAGUUUUGUACUGGCAACAUUUAAAAAGAAAAAAGUUACCCCUUCCACUACUCCCACCUGGCGACGGUUGGAACCACCAUUUUUACUUCAUUAUUCAUUCCCGUGCUCAAGCCUUCGCACGCGUACCUUCCACUUUCAACAUGGGGAAACGGAAGAACGAAGAGGAGAAUAUUAGGAGAAAGAUCAAGAAACUGGAGUCAAGAUUACUACGACAGACACGUGGCCGAUCUAGAAUUAUAUAUUCUUCAGAUUCUAGUGAAACAGAUGGUGAGUUACUAUUUGUUUCUAGCUACAACAUGAUAGUUGAUUCUGAAGAACGUUAUGAGCGAAGCUCGUCGCCGCGCGGCCACGUGGUCUCGCCGCCGCCGCCUCGCACCGCAGCGCCGCCGCCAACCCCAGCGCCAGACUCGCCGCAGCAGCCACCGUCCCAGCCCCCGACGCAACAAGAGCCGCUGCGACCAGCCUCUCCGCGCCCAGGUCCGUCGUCUGCUCCAGAUCUACCAGAGACACAACCCCAGGUACUUUCGUCUUCAGCGGGGGAUCAAGAACUCGAUGACGACAUUUUGCUAAUGCUAGGUGAUGCUCCAAAACCAGAACUGGCGUUAGGCGACAGCAUACACAAGGACGUGGCCAGUAGGUGGCAUGAAAUCUUACUAAAAGGUUUACAAAAGGAGGUUAAAGAAAAGCUUUUUCAAGAGUACCUCGUGCCCAGCAAUUGUGACCUCUUAGUUGCUCCUACUCUUAACGCCGAAGCUAAAGCGGCAUUAACAGAUAGUUCAAUAAAAAGAGAUCAUGCCAUAAUGGAAAAACAGAAGCAAUUAGGAAUUGCUCUGUCUGCUCUGGCGCAGGCCAUGGAUCAAUUGCUUAAACCAGAUGCAUCUGUGCAAAAAAUCUUGAAACCAGUCAGUGAUGCUUGUCGUAUCUUAUGCGAUAGUCACUACUUAGAAACAAAAACACGUCGCUACUUCGUAGUUUCGUCAAUUAACACCGAUCUAAAAGAGACCCUUACUAAUACGGUUAGAGACGGUUUCCUUUUCGGAGAUAAUGUAUCUGACAAAUUAAAAGCCGCUCAAUCGAUUCAAAAGUCUGGUGAAACAUUAAAACACACACCUAAACCGGUUAACAAUCGUUUUAAUAAAAAUAAUUUUGUACUUAACAAAAAGUCGCAGGAAAACAAUUUAAACUUCAAACCCCUGCAUCAAAGGACGCAGAGCAAGCCCGAUGCAGGGCACUACCGGCCGUCGCCGCGCUCCAGCCGGCCGAGCAGCGCCCGCGCCCCGCGCCGCUCCUACUCGCCGCGCCGUCGCAGCUACCGGAGCUACAGGAGAUAG